GUAGUGUUUAGCAACUUGACGCUGUACUGUAUCACUUUUCAUUCCCACUACGGUAGUCUAGGUGACGGCGCGCAAUAUCGGAACGUGCAAUGACAUCAAUGUGGUUUGUGUUGAUCCAUGCCCUCGGCUUGGGUUUGAUCGUUGAAAUCGCCGCCAACACAGAUCCGAGUGAUUGCAGCACGAACUUCCCUGGUAGCGCAUCUUGUGAUCGCUACCAUGAUGGUGCAGCCUUCUUGCAAGCUAUGCAAAGUCGAUCUCAGCAAACGUUGGGAGCAGAUCGAGUAGAUCUUGAAAUUUUGAGUCAAGGUGCCGAAAAAGCCCUGAGGGCUGGUUGCAAUGUAACCGAUUUGAACAACGGCGCAUGCAUAGGAAAUGAUGUAUGUGUAGGAUGUAACUUGCCAGGUGCGCAAGGAGUUUUGCCACAAACAGAAGACUUCUUCCCGAACAGAGAAUUUCGUUGCGAAGGCAACCGCACUUGCUCACAGGUUGUUGACUCACCAUUCACGUUCGCUUCGGCUGGACAAGCCAUGGUCUGCAUCGGAGAUGCGACCUGCACAGAUGUCUGGUUCGUUUCAAAUGUGGGGGCAGUGUGCUGUUCAUCUGCAAAUGAUGGGGACACUUGCUCCAAUUCAUCCUUCAAUUUGACGGUCAACGAUGUCAUUUGCCAAAAUGAUGUGUGCUGUGAUGGCACUCGGGUGUGCACAAAUUCUACUAUGUACGACGUUGAAAGCCUCCUUUGCCGUGGUCUUCUUGCCUGUUCCGACUCACAGGUGAUCUUGGAGCAAGACUUGUACUGCAACGCCACCUCAGAGUCCAAUCCAUCAUCGUCCGGGAGCACUUGUAGCGAUAGCACUUUCACUUUUGUGGUCAAUGACACGCAUGUGGUGGAUUGCCUGGGUGACUUCGUAUGCGAGAACUCCAACUUCAGCUUCAAUCAGGAUUCCGCGAUCAAUUUCGAUUGUGAUUCCGAGGCUCCAGGUACAGGAGGAGGACAGGGUGCGUGCAACAAUGCCACAAUCAACUUGGCACCUGGUGCCUGCUUUGAGUUGAACUGCAUCCAAGACGAUGAUUGCAUUGGCUUGGUGGUGAACCUGUUUGGGGGCAAAUGUUAUUUCAACAUGUUCAACCAGGAGAACCGUCCCAAUUUUGUGGAUGUUUGCGACAAGUUCAACUCAACUGGAUUGUCUCCAUGUGGACCUAUCACGCCGCAAGAAAUCUGCUGCCGAGACGAUCCAUCAUGUGCCUCCUGCUGUGUGGAUAUCAACAUCACCACUACAAGUGCGAACGGGAGUGGUUUCCCUCCCACCUCCAGCACCUCCACCACCUCCACCACCUCGACUACGACUACGACGACUACGACGAUUUACCCUCGCAACCGCCGCAAUCGCCGCAACAGGCGCGAGCACCGCAGGAACCGCCGCCAGAAUCGCAGGAACCGUCGUCAACAUGCACGACAGUACCGCUACAGUUGAGGAGGUGGUGGAUGGAAGAUGUGAGAUGCCAGGAUUCUCUGAAGAUGGGCAAAGAUCCAUUGAGAGCCGGGGCUGGAUUAGAUAUAUGAACUGGAAAUUUUUCCAGGCGGCAUUUGCACACUUCCGAUUUGUAUUGCAGCCGUGGU
Molecule: messenger RNA, 1618 nt
Organism: Cladocopium goreaui
Lineage: Eukaryota; Dinophyceae; Suessiales; Symbiodiniaceae
Source: the annotation of a GenBank genome assembly